AUAAUAUGAAUUAAUAUUAUAACUUUGUUGAUUUUACAAGAAGAUUUUGACCUCGUCAAUCUUUCCCAUUUCUAUAAACAUCCGAAAGGACAUUACACAUUUUAUCUCUUACACAGAUACCGUUAGUUAUUGUUGUACAAAAGUUUACAAACAGGUUUAUCUGAACUAUGUACUGCAGACUCUUGAAAAGACGAUGUUAAUUUAAACAAAAACAAUUUUGGCGCCUUGUUUUUCGUUUUAACGAUAAGAAUUAAAUACUUUCAACGUGUAAAUUAAAGUUAAACUUUUCGGUUAUCAUUUUGACCUAAUUUUAACAAUUAGUGUCUGUUUAUAUCUUAUAAUUUCCAUGAACGUGACAAAAACAACAGGCACUCAUCAUUUUAUAAUGAAUAAACAUAAUAUUUACACUGUAAUAAAAAAAAAUAAUAAAAAAAUAAAUUUUUUAAAUUUAACCGCCAAAAAUGACAACUUUAUAUUUUGCGCCAUCUAUCAAAUGCAAUAAGAAACAAAUACAAUACGUCGUAAUUUUAUUUUUUUUUAAUAAAAAAUACCAAGAUUUAUUAUUAUUGUCAUCUUUAUCAACUAAAUUUAAUCUUAACAUCAAAUAAAAUUAAUGAGCAGUAUUCUAAUGGGUGUAAAUUUUCCGUUCAGAUAUUGGAAAGAUGCGUGGAGUGAAACGGGUGGCCCUAUUUUGCAUAAUGACAACGGUUAUUCCAACCAUUCUAAUAGUAACACCAUUAUAUCUACGCCACAGCGUUUUCGCCGAUGUUCGUUACCCAGUCACUGAAUCAGACGUUGUAGAAAUUAAAGAAGGAAUAUCAUCAGUGUUUUGUGAUUCACAUACACUCGCAAUGAAUACAAGUUUUAAUGCAUUCAAAUUAGAAGAAAAACCCGUAUUGAGCUCGAAGCGUAAACAUAUUAGGUUGAAGAAAUCCAUGUCAUUACCCGAUGACACAUUGGAAUAUUGGGGUUUUUAUUUAUUGAAAGGAGCGACGGUUCGAAUGAAAGUAUGUUCAAGGUACGAAGGUUCAAGAAUUUUAGUAGUGAGAGGAGAAAAAAAUUUAAAAACAUGCGGAUUAAUGGAACAUAAUAUGAAAAAAUACGGCCCAACCCUAGAUGUAGAAAGUACCAGGGUUAAAAUUACUUUCGAAACGGCUGCUCAAGAAAUUAAAGAUUCCGUUGAAAAAAAUAAAGGGGGUGAAUUGGAUUUGAAUACAGCAGAGGAAAAUUUGGAUAUUCACGAAAAUUUAGAUAUGCACAAAAAUUUGGGAGUCACUAAAACUGAAAAGUCACAUAAAAAGAGACACACCAAACAAAAACAUCAUAAAAGAAGCGAUCAUAAAGAUAAAAUUCUUAAACUUAAAGAAACUUUAGAAGAAAAUGAAGAAAAAAAUCGUACAAAACGUGAAGUUGGAGUUUUAUUAGACGGCAGAAUCGAACACGGUGGUAACGCGUUCAAUUUUACACCAACUGAGUCUACAGAAAGUGUCUCAAGUUUUGAAAGUGGUCUUUUAGCAUGUUAUGAUGGCUCGAUCCUUGUAUCUCAAAGUUUUCCACCCAGCAAUUUAUGCGACAAUGUUCAAUACUUGGAACAAUCUGAACACAUGAGUGUCGAACAUGAAGUGAAUUCCGAUGGUUUUUAUUAUUACAUCUUUUUUUCAGACAAUGAUUUUAUAAUAAACGACAUUCACGCUGUUUUUGAUAUUUACAAACCAACAUAUCAAUAUAGUAAUGUGUCAAAAAAUUUUGAAUGUAUUCACAACACAACGUGUACCUUUCCAGUUAGUUUUUGGUCUGAUCAAUCAGUUAUUGUUGAAGUUCCAACAAGAGAUGGUAUCGAUCAUGAAGAGGAUGAUAUCACAUUACUUAUAAGUACCUGUCAUCCGAGGAAGUCUGUUUACAUGAUAUUUCCAAUUGCUGUGGUAUUUUUAGUACUUGGUUGUGCUUUUUUGUAAGAUUUUUCUUGUUAUUAACUUUUUGUUAAGAAACUAAAGGUUGUGAUAAAAAGAUAUUCCGUAAAUAGGUUAAGUACAGUAAUAAAUCGAUGCGGGAUAAUCUAGUCUAGUAAACAUAAUUAUAUUUAAGUAAAUAUUGUAAGAAAAAUAAAAAUUAUUUUUUAUAAAAUAUAAAUAACUAAAAAAGUU
Onthophagus taurus is the source of this 2144-nucleotide messenger RNA. RefSeq lists its product as uncharacterized. The record is from RefSeq and is a predicted model, not a curated record. Lineage: Eukaryota; Metazoa; Arthropoda; Insecta; Coleoptera; Scarabaeidae.